Messenger RNA from Puccinia triticina, 1356 nucleotides. RefSeq lists its product as uncharacterized. NCBI's taxonomy places the organism in Eukaryota, Fungi, Basidiomycota, Pucciniomycetes, Pucciniales, Pucciniaceae. The record is from RefSeq and is a predicted model, not a curated record. Gene Ontology annotation, molecular function: chitin deacetylase activity. Gene Ontology annotation, cellular component: membrane. Gene Ontology annotation, biological process: carbohydrate metabolic process. The transcript is spliced from 3 exons. The coding region runs from base 1 to 1356 and encodes 451 amino acids.
AUGGCCUUCAAGGGCCUCAGGUCCGGCAAACCGACCAAGUCAGAGGCCGAGGACUCGUCGGAAGAGCUAUCCCUGUUGAAAGAGUCCCUGUCUAAUCCAGGACGGCGACGAUCUUAUGAGUCGGAAGACGGCGAAAUCGAGGAAGCAGGGCACUCGAGUUUCUUGCCGACUACCACUUCAACCCAUCGGCGACAUCAGUUCAAGUUCAAGCGCCCCGCCAAAAAGUCACCGACAAUCUUGAUCCUCACCUGCUUGGUCAUCCUAUCAGUCACUCUCAUCAUCUGCUUCUAUCUCGGCUUCGUCCCUUCAUUCGACGUCGAGCAGCCAUCCAAUCCAAUCAACUGGAAUCGCCCUCCUCCCAGGAAUCGACAAUGGUCGAACUACUACGGACUAAUCCGGCCCAAGAUAGGCUCCCAGGAAUGGAAGCUGCUCUACCCACCUUCCAAACCAGCCGGACCUCAGCCACUCGCAAGCUGGGUCAAACGAUACGAUUAUCUUCGAUCGAUCUCUUCGUCGAACAAACCUGAUUCGCCCCUCUCCACCACCUGGACUAAUCCCCAAGCUAAACUGUCGAUGCAGAGCGGCCUGGCUGAGUAUCCAGACGGGACGGUCUUCAACGCCGAUCCCAACGGGAUUUGUAGCUAUCGUCGAGCCAGUUGUCUGAGAGGCGAACACGAAGAUCGCGGGCUCGGCUUGCAAGACAUUUGGCUGGGCAAGAAUCAUACCUGGUCGAUCAACUUUGACGAUGGUCCGCUCCCUCCGAGUACAUCACUCUACCAAUUCCUAGACCAACAAGAUGCGACAGCUACUCACUUCUGGGUAGGAUCAAAUGUCCGUGAUCAUCCAGAGCUAGCAUUGCAAGCUUGGAAACGCGGAGACCACCUGGCCGUUCAUACAUGGACGCAUGCUCACCUUACCACGUUGAGUGAUCUUCAAAUCCUGGGCGAAUUGGGAUGGACGAUUCAGAUCAUUCACGAUCUGACUGGGCUGAUCCCAUUGUACUAUCGACCACCCUACGGCGAUGUUGAUAACCGCGUGAGAGCGCUUGCAAAGCAUGUAUUCGGGUUAACAACGACACUGUGGAACUGUGAUUCAUCAGAUUGGUCCUUAAACCAGACCUUUGCCUUGGGAGACUUUUUAGACCCCCCCAUGAACGGCUUCGGAGUUAAGGAAUCAGUCGGAAUGAUCAAUGGUCAUAUCAAUCAACCCGAUAAGUCGGUCGGUAAAAUCAUCCUCGAACAUGAGCUCAGCUUCGAAUCCGUCGAGGCUUUCAAACUCACUUUCCCGAAUCUCAAACGGAACUCUUGGUCGACUUGCAACCUUGCCGAUUGUUUAGAUCUACCAUGGUAUCAAUGA